AUGUUCCGUCCCGCUGUUCGAGCGCUUGCCCGCGCGCCUACUGUCGCGGCCCGUAGCCCAGCGAACUCCCGAUUGAUAAGCACUGGUCCGGCACCGAAAUCCAGAAGCUGGAAGAAUACUGCUCUUCGCUUGGGAUUGGCCGGUGGUGCCAUCUACUACUACAACACCAGCAGUGCCUUUUCUGAGGAGCCUUCCUUCUCUAUCCUCGCUCAUCUGCAAAAAGAAGAUGCCCCAGCAUCCUCCGAAACUCUCAACUCCAUUACCCCCAAGAUCCGGGAAGAGCGGGCAGCCGCCCAGUCUCUGGAAGGUGGUGUAAACCCUCAAGAACUUGAGGAGGAGGCCGGACAGCAGGCCGCGUUCAACCCGGAGACCGGUGAGAUCAACUGGGACUGCCCGUGCCUGGGUGGUAUGGCCCACGGCCCAUGUGGGGAAGAUUUCAAGGCUGCAUUCAGCUGUUUCGUUUACUCCGAGGAGGAGCCCAAGGGCAUGGACUGCAUUGACAAGUUCAAGGCCAUGCAAGAUUGCUUCCGUCAACACCCCGAUGUUUACGGCGCCGAGUUGGAAGAUGAUGAGGUCGAGGGCGGCGCAUCCGCAGAGGCGCCUUCCACUGGUGAGCAGGAGGCCCCCUCCACUCCAGAGGAGAAUGCGCAACCCCAGGAAGUCACCAGUGAGGUGAAGGCAAUUUCGGAUGUCGAGGCCGACUCGUUGGUUCCCAAGGCCUCACAUGACGCUGAGAAGACUCAGGUUCAUUCGGAGAAAUAA
Penicillium longicatenatum is the source of this 762-nucleotide messenger RNA. Its product is annotated as coiled-coil-helix-coiled-coil-helix domain-containing protein. The record is from RefSeq and is a predicted model, not a curated record. Gene Ontology annotation, biological process: protein import into mitochondrial intermembrane space. Gene Ontology annotation, cellular component: mitochondrial intermembrane space. Bases 1 to 762 code for a protein of 253 amino acids. Gene Ontology annotation, molecular function: protein-disulfide reductase activity. Lineage: Eukaryota; Fungi; Ascomycota; Eurotiomycetes; Eurotiales; Aspergillaceae. The transcript is spliced from 3 exons.